Messenger RNA from Scylla paramamosain (green mud crab), 1654 nucleotides. RefSeq names its product aldo-keto reductase family 1 member A1-like. NCBI's taxonomy places the organism in Eukaryota, Metazoa, Arthropoda, Malacostraca, Decapoda, Portunidae. Bases 461 to 1438 code for a protein of 325 amino acids. Gene Ontology annotation, cellular component: cytosol. The transcript is spliced from 10 exons. The record is from RefSeq and is a predicted model, not a curated record. Gene Ontology annotation, molecular function: aldose reductase (NADPH) activity.
GCACGAGAAGAAGUGACAGGUUUUGAAUGAGCGACAACAAACCUCAUAGAUACAGGCAAGACUCUAACCUCCUCGUGUAGUGGCGGUUGUCAAGGCCGUUGUAACUUGCUCUCCACACAGGCGCAGGGCGAUGAGGAAUACCCGUGCAUAGUACCAAAGACUCUUUGAAAUAAAGACAGGAAUGCUUCCCAUCCAACUUUACAAUUUUGAAGAUCAAGAUGUAAAUGCCGCGCGACAGAUCAGUCAUGAAACUAAUACCGUAAAUAGACGCUAAAUGGAAGACGCUCUGUUUGCUUGAUGAAAAAAAAAUUGUCAAAACACCAGAAAUUAAUGCAGGAGGGAAAGGAGUCAUUUAAUGCCGCGAUGGGACGCCCAAACAAGAGCCAAAGCGGGACUAGCGUAAUGAAAUAAACCAUUGCCAACCAGCCUACAGACCGUUCCUGUCUCAGAUCGAACCAACAUGACACACGAAGUGCCAAGUGUUCGCCUCAAUACUGGACAGGACAUGCCCGUAAUAGGCAUUGGGACAGCACGGGCCCGUGGUGAUGAUGUGAAAGCUGCUGUCAGUGCUGCACUGGAGUGUGGGUACCGUCAUAUUGACACGUCAUAUCUGUACCAAAAUGAAGCUGCCAUCGGGGAAGUGUUGAAGGAAUGGUUCAGCAGUGGCAGGCUCAAACGUGAAGAUUUAUUUAUCACGUCAAAGCUGCCCAUGAUUGGUAAUCGUGAAAAGGAUGUCUCAAGAUUCCUCCUAAAGUCACUGGCCAUGUUGGGUUUGACAUAUGUUGACCUGUACCUUAUCCACUAUCCUGUUGGAUUCAUAGGCAAGGAUGACAAUGACAUAAAGCCAAAAGACGAAGAAGGGAAUACUGUUCUGGACUUCGAGACCAAUUUAGAAGGUAUCUGGAGAGGCAUGGAAGCUCAGGUUGAUGCUGGGAGAGCAAAAUCCAUUGGAAUCUCCAACUUCAAUAGUAAACAAGUGGAAAGGAUUACUAAAUUGGGACGCAUCAAGCCUGCUAACCAACAAGUAGAGGUCCAUGCCUACCACAUGCAGCGUGACCUGCGAGCAGUCUGUGAAAAGCACAGCAUCACAGUGUGUGCCUUUUGUCCCAUCGGAGCACCUCAUAUGAAAAUACGGACAGAGAAGCAUCCGCCCCUUCUUGAGCACCCACUAGUAGUGAAAAUUGCCAGCCAACGUGGGAAGACAACAGCUCAGAUCCUCCUCCGUCACCUGAUUCAACACGGCCUCGUUGUUAUUCCCAAAUCUGUCAGAGCUGAACGAAUUAAGCAGAAUUUUCAGGUCUUUGAUUUUGAGCUGAGUCCUGAAGAGAUGGCACAACUGGACACUCUUGACCGAGGUGGAGCUGGUAGAAUGUUUACAUGUGACUUCUUCAAAGGCAUUGAGAGGCAUCCUGAGCAUCCCUUUAACAUUCCUUUCUAACAAGAUUCAAGAGGACGUGUGGGGCGGUGGGAAUGUUAUGGUAACAUCUUAGAAUUAAAAACUUUUUAAUCAAGGUUUAACAGCCAUAAAUUUAAAGAUCUUUGAUCGUAUACUUUCCAUGUCCAAAAAUGCUGGUAGCAUUAUUUUACAUGUAAUAAAUAAGUGUAGUAUAUCAUAUACACCAAAUAAAGUAUGUAUUUACUGACUGUCAGGGCA